Mirounga angustirostris (Northern elephant seal) is the source of this 1113-nucleotide messenger RNA. It is a transcript of the gene DGCR6L, whose product is annotated as DiGeorge syndrome critical region gene 6 like. Lineage: Eukaryota; Metazoa; Chordata; Mammalia; Carnivora; Phocidae. The transcript has 5 exons. The record is from RefSeq and is a predicted model, not a curated record. The coding region runs from base 141 to 737 and encodes 198 amino acids.
CGCCGUGCUUAACUGUCGUAAAAGGGGGCGGGACGCACCGCGUUCGAACGGUCGUAAAAUGGGCCGGACGCGCCGCACUAGGAACUGACGCAGAGGGGGCGCGCGUUGCUCUAGCCGGUGGCUGGCGGGACUCGGGCGCCAUGGAGCGCUACACGGGCGCCUUCGAGGAGGCGGUGGAUGGGGCCCGGCAGCAGGAGCGGCACUACCAGCUGCUGUCCGCGCUGCAGGGCCUAGUGAAAGAGCUGCCCAGCUCCUUCCAGCAGCGCCUGUCCUACACCACGCUCAGCGACCUGGCCCUGGCGCUUCUCGACGGCACCGUGUUCGAGAUCGUGCAAGGGCUGCUGGAAAUCCAGCACCUCACCGAGAAGAGCCUGUACAACCAGCGCCUGCGGCUGCAGAAUGAGCACCGAGUGCUCAGGCAGGCGCUGCGACAGAAGCACCAGGAAGCCCAGCAGGCCUGCCGGCCCCACAACUUGCCCGUGCUCCAGGCAGCUCAGCAGCGUGAGCUGGAGGCAGUGGAGCACCGGAUCCGGGAGGAGCAGCGGGCAAUGGACCAGAAGAUUGUCCUGGAGCUGGACCGGAAGGUAGCCGACCAGCAGAGCACCCUGGAGAAGGCUGGGGUUGCUGGCUUCUAUGUGACCACCAACCCACAGGAGCUGACGCUGCAGAUGAACCUGUUGGAGCUCAUCAGGAAGCUGCAGCAGAGGGGCCGCCAGGCGGGGAAGACAGCGUUGUGACCAGGUGGGGCCUCUGCCAGUUACCUGCUGCCCGUCAUGGCUGAGAAGACAGCCCUGUUCCUGUCACCACAGGCAGCAGAAAGCUGAGUGGAACUUGUCUUUCCAACACCUGGCCACCACCUUCCCAGCUGCCUGCAGGAGGGGUCGACCCUCUGAGGAGGCCAGGUGGACCCUGGCUGCCCCCGAGUCGGGAGAGUGGGGCUGGAGGUCCUAGUACCUUCUCACUCCACUGGGCACACCCCAGCGUUUGCCAUGCCCCAUCUUCUGGUCUCAGCCCCUUCCUUGGCAGGUGCAGCCCCCUGAGUAAGUGGGAAACACUCCAAGGCCCAGGCCCUGUGAGGCCCAGAGAAAUAAAAGUACCUCAGUGUGGCCUGCA